Symbiodinium pilosum is the source of this 398-nucleotide messenger RNA. Lineage: Eukaryota; Dinophyceae; Suessiales; Symbiodiniaceae. The record is from the annotation of a GenBank genome assembly.
GUGACUUGGACCGCUUCGACUGCCAGACCUCGAUUCCACAUCAGAAGUCAGCUCCUUCGUCUUUCAUUAUGAACAAGAAGGGGACGAAGCGCGGAAAGCCAAAUGCGCUCUGCAAAGCCUGGGGCCAGGAGGUGGCUGACGCCGCAUCAGUAGCCAUGAUUGCAUCCCGAAAUGCAGAGGUGGCAGCUGGGCAGGCCAAGCAGUACAAGUACUUUGCUAAGUCUGCCAGAGAUGCCUCCCAGAACGCGCUGCUGGAGCUUGAGAAGCAUUUUGCCAAGGACAGAGCAGACGCAAGCAAGACUCGUAUAUUCUUCUCCGACUGUUCCCCUGCCGUUGCAGUGGCCAGCGUUGCAGCAGCAGAUCGAACUCGACACUCCCGUGCGUCUGGAUUUCUGUAA